AUGAACGUUCUUAAUCGCAUGGAGGUGACCAAUCAGCAGACGCUGCUGGAUCUGGUUAACUCGCGGCCAGCUGGCACGCCGCUCAUCACCGUCAGCAACCACAUGGCAACGUACGAUUGGCUCCCGAUCUGCGCACCCGCCGCCCCCCAUCUCCCGCUCUCCCGCUUUCCCGCUCGCGCUCCCCCCCUCCCGCUCUCCCAAUUCCCCGCUCUCUCGCACCCCCUGCCCACGCCCUCUCUUCGCCCGCUUCCCCAACCCCUCGCUCUCUCACUCGCAGGGGUUGAUAGACGACCCGUUGCAGUGGGGCGGGCAGAGGACGAUCCGCUGCUGUGGGGCGGGCAGGGGGGCCUGCGCAUAAGGGACCCCAAGCUGUGCCGCUGGACGCUCACUGCCUCGGAGAUCUGCUUCACUGGCCUCCUUGACUCCUACAUCUUCUGCAUCGGCAAGAGCAUUCCGAUAACGCGCAACGAGGGAGUGUUUCAACCAGGCAUGGACGAGGCUCUGCUGCGAUUGCAGCAAGGCGACUGGCUCAACAUCUUCCCAGAGGCGCGCAUCAUACAGCAGCACGGCCCCCUGCCGCGCCUCAAGUGGGGCCUCGCCAGUCUGCUGGACCGCCUCUGCCCCUCGCUGCCGCCGCCCAUCCUGCUCUGCGUGGGGCACAGCGGCCUUGAGCGGAUCAUCCCUCAGAACUACCGCAACAACAAGCGGCCGUUGAUACCACUGUGGAACCAGCGUGUGAGCGUGGUGGUGGGGGAGCCCUUCUCCUUUGACCUUCCCUCUCUGCGCCAGCAAGCCAAGGAAGCUCUGCCGACAUUUGGCGCUGACGCUCUACUCCACUCGCCCGAGGUGCUGACUCAGCGGUUACAGGAGCUGAUGCAGCGUGGGGAACGGUCAGAACGGGCACAAGGAAUCGACCACAGAUUGGAGACUGGGGCAGGAGAAGGUGAAGGAGAAGCGGAGAUUGUGAAUGAGGAGAGGAUGGAGGAAGGGAGGAAGGAGGUGGAGAGGGAAGCGGAGGCAGCAGCGCUGAGGAGGAGGAUAGGGAAUGUGAUGGCAGUGGGGAGUGAGGAGACGAGGCGCAUGUAUGCCCACAUGAUGGAGGAUGUGCGGCAGAGGCUGGAAGCAGUGGUGAUGGAGGCACACGACAGGCAGCGGUGCAUGAAGUAG
This is a messenger RNA of Closterium sp. Naga37s-1, 1167 nucleotides long. NCBI's taxonomy places the organism in Eukaryota, Viridiplantae, Streptophyta, Zygnematophyceae, Desmidiales, Closteriaceae. The record is from the annotation of a GenBank genome assembly.